Messenger RNA from Prorocentrum cordatum, 2745 nucleotides. The record is from the annotation of a GenBank genome assembly. NCBI's taxonomy places the organism in Eukaryota, Dinophyceae, Prorocentrales, Prorocentraceae.
AUGUCGGAGCAGGAGUUCGCGGUGAGGGUGAACGACCAGUUGAAGUCCACGGAGUUGAGGCUGUGCGGCGCGCUCGGCAGGGACAAGAGGCAUGGUGCUCACAUGCGGGCUUUCUGGGCCUCGACAGUAUCUUUCUUCGUGGCGUUCGUGGGUUGGUUCGCCCUGAGCCCGAUCGCUAUCGAGGUGGUCCACAGCAUCGACGCUUGCGAAAACCAGCUCUUCCCACCGGUUGCGAACCCAGAGAGGAAAGCAUUCUUGAAGUUCAAGGCGAUCGCGUCGGGGAAGAAGUAUUGCCAGCAUGGGAAGAUCGGAGAGGAUAACGAUCCGACUGGGUGCCAGGAUGUGCCGCAGGACGUUUGGGACGAGAGUUGGGGCACGGUGGCGGAUAAUUUCGAAGUCCUCCCUAAGUGCGUUUGCAGCCCGGGCACGCACUGCGGUUCGACGAUCCUGUAUUCAAGCAUCACCUCGGUCGGCAUCACGAUCUUUGUGCGCGUGGCGCUCGGCACCCUCCUCGAGAGGUUCGGCCCGGUCAAUGUGCAGUCUGGCCUCCUGCUCUUCGGAGCCAUCUGGGUCUUCGCCGCGGCGGGCAUCUCGGCAGAGUGGAACUUCAUCCUCAUUCAAGGGGUGGAGCGGCCAGAUGGCUCGUGCAACAUGCCGGAGUCAUGGCCCCUGACCGUCGGCACUGAGUCCCGCGGCCUUCGCGACGCCAUUCUAGUGUUCACUAAUGACGACGGAUUCAGUCAGGAGCGCGCGGAGAAGACCCUCAACGCGCUUGUCAAGGAGUGGCUUUCGCUCGAGGCCGCCAUUAUCAGGCAGGAGUGCCAGCGUGGAGGUAUCAAGCGGGCAUGGCCAGAACAACAGCUAGCCGACGGGCUCGCCGAGAAGAUGGAUACACCCUGCCAAGACCGAGUCUUUCAUGAGGACCUCUGGUAUUUCGGACCAGAUCCCCGUACACCUCCUUUCCGGAAGCGCCAGCUCACCGACCUGCGGGAGGAGCUACAUCGAUCCCAACGGGUGGAGCUACAGGAGGACGCAGACACUCUCAACGCCAACUACGCACGCCCAACAGAUCACAGCGCCAUGGACGACAUUAAGCAGGCACUGCAGCGAAUGCAGCGCGUGACCCAUCGAUGCAUCGACAAGCUUCACGCGCCCAGGCGGACGCCUGCAGACAGCGAGAGGAAGCUAAACGCCAUGCCGAACUACGCAUUGCAAGGGAUUCUGCGCGAGUUGAAGCUCCCGGUGUCAGGCAUCAAGGUGGACCUUGUGGCGAGGAUCGUCAAUCAUUACAACCGUGGUUGGGACUUGUCUCGUUUUAACGUGAGCACGCGGCAGUGUUUCUUCGACAGCGGGGGCCGGCGGAUCCGCAUGAUGAUCGGUUGCGCGGGGGCCACGUUCGUCACAAAUCAGUUCUGGUGCUCCCUCAUGUUCGCCCCGAACGUGGUGGGCACCGCCAACGCGACCGCAGCGGGGUGGGGCAACCUCGGCGGCGGCGUCACACAGAUUUUCAUCGUGUGGUGCCUGUUCAAGCCCUUCCAGGAGAUGGGCGCGAGCUCUGACACGGCCUGGCGCCUGUCCAUGGUCGUCCCCGGUUGCGUCUUCGUCGCGGUUGCCAUCAGCAUGAAGCUGUUUUGCUGGGACAUGCCAACGGGGCCCCGCUUCAAGACCAGCGACACGGGCAAGACAUCAAACGCGUCGAUGUGGGACUACGUGGAGUGCUUGAAGGACCCCAGGAUCGUCAUUAUGAUCUUCCAGUACGGCGCCUGCUUUGGCACGGAGCUGGUCAUGAACGCGCAGCUGGCCACCCAUUUCCGCGUCUACUUCCAGAUGGAGGCCGGCGCUGCCUCUGCCCUGGCAGGCUCCUUCGGCCUGAUGAACUUGUUCGCGCGCUCAUUGGGCGGCAUCUUCAGCGAUUUUCUUUUCGCCAGAUUCGGUUUCUCUGGCCGUAUUUGGGCUCAGUUCCUCUGCCUUUUCCUCGAGGGCAUCUUCCUGCUCGGCUUCGGAUCUGUGGAGAACUCGCAGCCAUGGUACGUCGCCCUGGCCGUCUUGCUGUGUUUCUCUCUCUUCGUGCAGAUGACCGAGGGCACCAGUUACGGCAUCGUGCCGUUCAUGAACCCGAAGCAGCUCGCGUGCACAUCCGCGCUGGUGGGGGCGGGCGGGAACUUGGGCGCCGUGAUCGCCCUGUGGUGUUUCUACAACACCCUUGGGCCCAUCGACACCCUGCUCCCGUUCAAGGUCCACGGUGCCUACGUGAUCUUUUGGGCGAUGACCUCUCCGGCGUUCUACUGGGCCGACAAGGGCGGCAUGUUCUGCGGCGCCAGUGACCCCGCCUUCCAGAAACCCGCGCCCAAGGAAUCGGACCGCGCCAGUGCGAGCGAGACUGGGCCCGAGGCUGAGCCCGCGGUGGUUUCGAGCGAGGCCGAGUCCGAGGAUGUCGAUGGUGAGGCCGAGCCCGCAGAUGCCGCCCACGGGCCCGACCCCGCGGAGAACGCAGACACCGAGCACUUCCUGGAGGCCUCCGAGAGCGAUCCGCCCGUCAGCGAGCGAGCCCAAGAUGUAGAAAGCAGCCCAUCGUGCAUGGAGAUUUCUGAGGGCCGCGGGGCCAGUUCCGACUUCGACAGCCUCCUGACGGAUAUCUCGAUGGAAGUCGGCGAUGACCCUGCUGCCCCAGACGCCCGCCACGAGCCUGAGGCUUGCCCCGUCCCGGACCGCGGCGGCGACCUGAUCCCUGAGAAGGAUCCCUGA